Molecule: messenger RNA, 1167 nt
Organism: Rhizoctonia solani
Lineage: Eukaryota; Fungi; Basidiomycota; Agaricomycetes; Cantharellales; Ceratobasidiaceae
Product: glycoside hydrolase family 88 protein
Exons: 12
Coding region: 1-1167 (388 amino acids)
Biological process (GO): polysaccharide catabolic process
Molecular function (GO): chondroitin hydrolase activity
Source: RefSeq, a predicted model, not a curated record
AUGCGGUCUCUUUCCCUCCUGUCUGGCGCUUUACUUCUCCACCAGUCGCUUGCUUUAGCACCUGAAUACUCUGAUAGCAUUUUCUCGCCCUAUAUAGCCGAAAAGUACGACCGAGUUGGUGCAGCCUACAAGACAGCAUCAUACCCGCACAUCACCGCGGCAAAUGGUUCAUGGAUUUGGACGCAUGCAGAUUGGUGGACUAGUGGAUUCUUGCCAGGUUCUUUCUACCUCUUGGAGGAACGCAAGCGCCUAUGUCCCAAGGACAAGGCCCUCAACUCGGUCGACUGGCUUACGUAUGGAAGACGUUGGAGUGAUGGUUUAAUAUCGCUUCAAGCGGGCAAUGGUCAAGGUCAUGACCAGGGAUUUUUGGCCCUUCCGUACUUGGAUGAGCUCAAAAUCAAUCCGACCAACGCCAGCGCUAUCACUGGUGUAAAAAACUUUGCAACUCUCUUGGCCAACCGAUAUAGUAGCAUAGUUGGUUGCACGCGAAGCUGGAACAGUGCUGCACCCGAGUUCCAAGUGAUUAUGGACAACAUGAUGAAUUUGGAGUUGCUAUUCACUGCGGCGAAUUUGACCGGAAACCGAACACUGAUUGACAUGGCUAUCAGUCACGCCAACAAGACCAUUGACAACCACAUUCGUCCUGAUGGCUCUUCCUACCACGUCGUGGCAUACAAUGAGAAUACGGGCGCACACCUGGACGAGGCCAAGCUUGGGGUAUAUAUGGUCUUCAACCUUACGUCUCAGCCUCAGUAUUUGGACACCGCCCGACGAAUGGCAAAAGUCUUCAUAACUCGCCUCCCUUCAAAUGGCAUUCCGCCUUACGAUUAUGACGCACCCGAUCCAACCGACCGGCUGACACCUCUGCUGCCACGAUCGCUGCUGAAGGGCUAUUCAUUUUAUCCGAGGCUGAAGCCUACCAAACGCAACAGGCGCAGUUACUAUAAGGAACAAGGAGUGAAGCUUUUGACCAACAACUUUAAAUUCGCAUUCAAGCCAACUUGGGAUAGCAUCCUGAGCAAUGGUACCUCGAACGUUCCUCAGAACAACAAAAAUACCGGCUUGGUCUAUGGGACUAUUACGCUAUCAGGCCGGAAACACUAUGUUAAAGCUCGGUCUAGCUUCUUGCUGACCUCGAUGGUGAUGAUUGAUCUUACUUGUAAAUAG